AUGACCACACGACGGAACCACAUUACGCCCCUAGGUCUUCGCCCUCCUGAGAUCAUGUUAGGUGGAUCUUUGGACGAAACAGUGGAUAUCUGGACCUUUGGAUGCAUUAUGACAUAUUUCACGGAGCAAAAUUUCACCCCCGCCCUGUUGGAGAUAUAUCCUCAUUCCGCGAGGUACUUUGACGAGCAAGAUUCCUUCAAGCUGGUCGAUUUUUCAUCCCUGCCUCGUGAUCGGUGGCCAUUACUUGGGAUUUUGGCGACUGGAAGAGCACCACUCGAAAGUUCUGAUACAGAUGGAGCCGUAAGACUUAUGAUGCGAUGUUUGAAGUUGUAUCCGACUGAGAGGCCUUGGGCGAGGGAGCUUUUAUCGGACCCUUGGCUUACGGAGGAUGACUAG
Molecule: messenger RNA, 396 nt
Organism: Guyanagaster necrorhizus
Lineage: Eukaryota; Fungi; Basidiomycota; Agaricomycetes; Agaricales; Physalacriaceae
Exons: 3
Coding region: 1-396 (131 amino acids)
Biological process (GO): protein phosphorylation
Molecular function (GO): protein kinase activity; ATP binding
Source: RefSeq, a predicted model, not a curated record